Molecule: messenger RNA, 2783 nt
Organism: Cryptomeria japonica (Japanese cedar)
Lineage: Eukaryota; Viridiplantae; Streptophyta; Pinopsida; Cupressales; Cupressaceae
Product: F-box/kelch-repeat protein At5g60570
Exons: 2
Coding region: 983-2251 (422 amino acids)
Cellular component (GO): nucleus
Molecular function (GO): protein binding
Source: RefSeq, a predicted model, not a curated record
AAAAAGAAAAUGCACGUGAGGUUCAAACCGUGCACGUAACCGUGCGGUGGGGAUUUUCUGUGUGUGAGAAAAAAAGAGAUUCAAGAGAGAGAAUGGCAUAAUGGGUUGUGCAGAUCCACACAGAGUAUAACUGGGUCUCACAUUACUCCAUCUGAGGACAUUUGGAAUUGGAUUCGAGGAUUGAGAUCACUUUUUUCUGGGUCAAUAACGUUAGAUUUUGUCCCAAAAACGAAGGAUUUUGGAUAAAAAACGAGGAAUUUCGGUUCAGGGAUUAUCAGGCAUUGCUGUAUUCCUCUGUGUUGAUUUUCUGAAAAUUUUGAGUUUUUAAUUUUUAUUUUUUUGGAGUACUGAGCCUUGUUUGGGAUGUAUCAUUUAAGGUCUAGAUUGAGAAGCUAUUGAGGUUGUUGGGCCGGUUUAGAGAUAACCGGGAUAUAGGGUUGGGCUAUGUGAUAAGGUCCGAUUGCAUUUAACGCAGAGGGAUUGAAUCAGAGGGUUUGGAAUUGGAGUGGAGAUUGCCUGCAUGGAAUUAUAGGUGGGUUUUGGGGAAGGAGAUACCCAACUUGAGAUUACAGUGUGGGUGCUGUAGAAAAGGCACUUUGGAGAGGCCCACUAAGGAAUAACUGUGUGGCUGUUGCAGUUAAAACCUGAUUUGAGAUACCUACUUUGGAAGAAGUGCGCAGAAAAAAUUGUUUAGGGAAACCCACUUUAGAAUCACGGUGUGGGUGUUGCAGAAAAAAUUAUGUACAGAGGCAUCCACUUUUGGAGAUAAGAGAGAUUGGUGGGAAUAGCAGAGAAGGUUUGGAGUGCAUCUGGAGAUUGAUUGCCUGUUUUUAAUUUCAUUGUGUGUGUUGCAGAAAAAAAAUCUGCCAAGUUUGCUGAUCUGGAGAUAACCAUAUUCUCCACUUGAAAGCAAAUCCAGUAGACGCACAAGAUUUGGACCAAGUUCAGUGAUUGGAAGGAUUGAUUUUGUGAAAUUGUAGUCAUGUUGGACACCCAAGGCUGCAUCCUGUCCGGUUUACGCGAACAAGAUCAGGUGAGAAAAUGCUAUGAUGCAGAAUGCGAAAAGGAGAAGAGAGCGUUCCAAGAAUCAAACUUAGAUCAUAAGAAGAUCAAGACUUUUGGCACCGGCAUGGUGACUGUUAAUGUUCUCGAUAAGAGCAGGUGCCAACUUGAACCUUAUGACAGUGAAAGCCAAGGUGAGGGUUCCCACGAUUCUCUGCUUCCAGGUCUUCAUGAUGACUUAGGUUUGGAUUGCCUUGCAUUGACAUCUAGGUCAUAUCAUGGCUCAUUGGCUCGCGUAAAUAAGAGGUUCAAGAAUCUUAUUAUGACUGGUAAGCUUUACCAGUGGCGAAGGCAGCUUGGGGUAGUAGAGCAAUGGAUUUACAUGGUCUGUGAUUUGAUAGGAUGGGAGGCAUAUGAUCCCUAUAGACAACGUUGGAUGAGGUUGCCUAGGAUGCCGUCUGACGAGUGUUUUACUUAUGCUGAUAAGGAGUCCCUGGCUGUUGGGACCGAAUUACUUGUUUUUGGCAGAGAAUUACUUGGAUUUGUUAUUUGGAGGUAUAGCUUAUUGACCCAUACUUGGUCCAGGUUACCUGGGAUGAAUCUCCCUCGGUGCUUAUUUGGUUCAAGCAGCUUCGGAGAGAUUGCCAUAGUUGCUGGGGGAAGUGACAAGGAUGGAGCUGUCCUCAAAUCUGCGGAGCUCUAUAAUUCUGAGGCAGGCACUUGGGAAACACUGCCUGAUAUGCAUUCUCCACGGAAGCUAUGUUCAGGCUUUUUCAUGGACGGGAAGUUCUAUGUAAUAGGAGGAAUGUCAAGUCACACCACUUCCUUGACAUGCGGUGAAGAGUACAACCUUCAAACUAGGACUUGGAGAAAGAUCCGGAACAUGUUCCCUGGAGGAAAUGGAGCUGCCCAUGCACCUCCAUUGGUUGCUGUGGUAAGUAAUCAGCUAUAUGCUGUUGAAUAUUCUAGAAAUGAAGUGAAGAAAUAUGACAAGGAAAAUAAUACAUGGAGUGUCCUGGGUAGGUUGCCUGUGAGGGCAGAUUCAACCAAUGGUUGGGGUUUGGCAUUCAAGGCUUGUGGUAAUGCCAUUCUUGUCAUUGGUGGCCAAAGAGGGCCUGAUGGUGAAAGCAUUGUUUUGAAUACAUGGAGGCCUACAUCUGAUGCUGGAAGGCAAGUAGAAUGGAAUGUUCUUGCCAACAAGGAGCGUGCUGGGGUAUUUGUUUAUAACUGUGCAGUGAUGGGUUGUUGAGUUCACCUUAAUUUUUGGCCUCGCUAUGUCUCUUGUUAUUGAAUCUUUCCACAACAUAGAUCUGUAAGGCCUUGCACAAGUCAAACAAACUCCUUUACAAGGUUUUACAUGUUUGGUAGGUGAUAGCCGGGAAGAUUUUGAUCUUUGCAUCAGAAAUUACAGAGAUCACCUUGGCCAAGGAACAGCUACAAGCUUAGAGAAAUGAAUUCUUCUUUUAGGCAAUGAUGAUCUCUGGCCAAUUCUUGAGAUUGGCGAGGCACCUUUUUCAUGAGUAUUCGCUGAUAGAGUAAUUUACUCCUAAUUCUGUAUUUUUGACAAGUCAUUGCUUCAAUCACUCUCAAUCAUGAUUAUGAGAGCUUGUGGAAACAUGAAAUGCAGAAGAUAAAGAGAUAGAAUAGUAAGGGUAAAGCAUCUUUUUCAUCCAAAAGGCUGUUCUAAUUUCACUCCACAGAAUCCCUGCAAUCAUAAAUUGAACUAAAAAAUAGGGCUCUUAUUUUUAGCCAUAUUAAUGCAAUUACUUUAGUUUUCUCUC